Messenger RNA from Xyrauchen texanus (razorback sucker), 2705 nucleotides. RefSeq names its product transmembrane protein 179-like. The transcript is spliced from 4 exons. Bases 34 to 735 code for a protein of 233 amino acids. Lineage: Eukaryota; Metazoa; Chordata; Actinopteri; Cypriniformes; Catostomidae. The record is from RefSeq and is a predicted model, not a curated record.
UCGAGGCGGACUGACACCACAGCUGAGACCAAAAUGGCAAUGGAUAAUUUUAUAUUUGCGCAAUGCAUCCUUUAUUUUUUAGCCUUCGUGUUUGGCUUUAUAGCAGUUGUACCGCUUUCGGAAAACACGGAUGAUUUUCGGGGGAAAUGUCUGCUUUUUACGCGGGGUAUGUGGCAGAAUGAGAACAUCACGGUGUCAAAGCAGCGCUUCAUCAUUGAGGAAUGGGGACCACAGUCAUCCUGCAGCUUCAUCACGGCCGUCGGUAUCGCUUCUCUCAUCCUGUCCGCCGUACAAGCCUGGAGACUGCUGUUCUUCGUCUGCAAAGGCCACGAUGACUCUAUCUUCAAUGCCUUCCUGAACCUACUCAUCAGCACAUUUGUAGUGUUUGCGGUGUUCCUGUCCAGCACAAUAGUCAGUGUGGGUUUCAAUCUAUGGUGUGAUGCCAUCACAGAAGGAGGCAGUAUGCCCAGCAGCUGUGAGGAUCUUCAAGACACUGAUCUCGAACUGGGGUUGGACAACUCAGCUUUUUAUGACCAGUUUGCUAUAGCACAGUUUGGGUUGUGGGCAGCCUGGCUGACUUGGCUAGGUAUCACCGUCAUGGCCUUUCUGAAGGUCUAUCAUAACUACCGUCAAGAGGAUCUGGUUGAUAGCUUAAUCCACGAGAAAGAGUUCCUUCUCGGACGCUCCUCACGUCGGUGUUCUGAUCUGGUAGACGAAAAGAGUGGCAUGAUAUGAUCAACUCAACAUGCAUGUUACAACAUAGAACCCCAUUAUAUUGUUACAGAACGUUGAUUCCAGAACAUUCUGAUUGACCUGUUGCAGUUGACACAAAUCAAAUCUAUGCACUGCCAAGUAAAAUUUUAUUCGUGAGCUUGACUUUUCUCUGCAUUUAUACUUCUGAGGGACAUCAUCAGUUGAGAUCAACUUCAACCAGAUGAUCUUGAAUAAAAUUUUACUUGACAUUCGUUGAUAACUUUGAACACCGAGAAUCUUUAUCAAAAUGCACAUGCACUUGUCUGGACAGAGCUAACGCUCCGCACAUUUACAUUCUAGCUUCAUACAACAAUGUUUAGAUGAAGUUGCAACACAAUGUCCUGAAAAACGAAUUAACUGUGAUGACUCUAUACUUUGCUUAUUUGAAUGUUCUAGUGACUCCUGUGUGACAUACAAUCAAAGUCUAUAUUACUGUAAAUUUUAUUACAACCUAAGUUUAUACAUAACUAAACAAUUAUUUUCUUCUAAAGCCUAUUUAUACCAGUUCUGGAAAGCAGCUUCAAAUCAGUUUUCUAUUCCAUUUGUAACAUGCAUUAGCUGAAGAGUUGGUCUUAUUACAUCGUAGAGCUCAGGUAAUACCACAACAACAAUAAUAAUAAUAAUAAUAAUAAUAAUAAUAGUAAUAAUAAUAAAACAGUUAGCAUAGUGUUUGUUACAUGUCUGGAUUUCUUUACUGUACUUUGCCUUUCUUUCCCUUCCAAUAUUUCCUGUAUGUGUAACAAAAAUAUAACCAAUAUAACCAAGUAGGAUCCUUCUUAUGUUAUGGCAUUGCUAUUUUUAAAUCAUGCUUGCAUGUACAUGUACAGGAUAUAAAACGAACAGACAAUACAUAGACAGAAAUCAGUCAUUAUGAUAUAACAUCGUUCGCUGAUGAAAGAGUGUGAUCUCAUUAGCAUGCAUAGAAAUUCAGAAGUAAAGUGUGGUUCUAGCAUACAUACAUUAAGCUUGAAAAUACUAAAGUUUGGAUACAUGCAAUAUCAACAUAUGGACAGCUUCUGAAAUGUAAACUCUUUUAUGUAUGAACAACUUUAAAAACGUACAAAAAAAAUAUUUAUAUAAAAUUGAAUUGAUCAUAUUGUAUUUCUAAUGAAUGAGAUUUUAAGGGAAUCACAUUUCUUUACUGUUAAAUUUAAGUUAACACGUUUGCCUGAUUUUACAUUAUGGCAUACAAAGAUUGCUACAAAACUAUUAGUUCCACCUGAAUUUCAUUUAUGAAUUCAUUUGCCAUUAAAAAGGUCAUUCUUGGACAAUUAAUGAUAAAUGAGUCCCGCAUGAUUGUGUUUGAAUUUUGAGCUCUGUCUGUCCGAUCAGUCUUCAGAGGAUUCGUAAAGAUGUAUUUGUCUCAUUUGUGCAUCACAUACAUUAAAAGGGUUUACAUUUAGGAUGCUGGUAAAACAUUGGUUUUGUAUGUUUCAGUGUCUAGCCAAAUAUACAAAAAUGUAUAUAUACAUACAGAAACCUACAGAUACUAAUAAGAUCAUAUUGGAUGAAACGUUAGACAUUUGGAGGGCUAACUUAUUGUUUUGCUUGAUCAAAGCUGAUUUUAAUUGUUUUCUACAUGGAAACAUCAAUGAGGUUUAUGCCAUUCCACUAAGUAGAGUUUAUUAUGAUUUAAAGUAAUUACAUUUUUGAUAUGAAGUAUUGUUGUGCAUGCACGCUGCAAUAAAAUUUGAUGUAUGCCCUUUUGGUAUAAGCAUCUUCUGCUAAAUAAAGUUUGAACCCUAAUGCAAUAUAUUUAAGUUCAGCCUGUUAGUUAAUGCUGUGUGAGCAUGAUCUAUGUAUGAUUCAUUGUAUUUCUGAAACACACUCAAGCCCACAUAUUUCUGAGUAAAGAUACAUAAUUAGUUUGUGCAUCAUUUUCUUUAUUGUUUUGUAUUGUGGAUGCAUCUCUGCAGCUUUGCAAUAAUUUAGUCAGUUAAUGUAUUUAUUUU